Messenger RNA from Alternaria viburni, 1344 nucleotides. RefSeq names its product magnesium ion transporter (gene MRS2). Gene Ontology annotation, biological process: mitochondrial magnesium ion transmembrane transport. Lineage: Eukaryota; Fungi; Ascomycota; Dothideomycetes; Pleosporales; Pleosporaceae. Bases 1 to 1344 code for a protein of 447 amino acids. The record is from RefSeq and is a predicted model, not a curated record. The transcript is spliced from 3 exons. Gene Ontology annotation, cellular component: mitochondrial inner membrane. Gene Ontology annotation, molecular function: magnesium ion transmembrane transporter activity.
AUGCGAAAACUGGCCCAACUGCAAGCACCGCAGCCGCCACCGGAUGAACCGUCGUCAGGUUCAACGGGGUUCGGAAGCAGUCUGGGACGUAUAAUGCGACCUACGAACGAGCUCAAGAUGCGGUGUACCGAACUUGACGAACACGGCAAUGUCACACUUGUUAGCGGAGAGUUCAAGAAGAGCGAGCUGAUCGCCAAGUACGGUCUGCUUCCUCGCGAUCUCCGCAAAAUCGAUUCCUCGCUCCUCCCACAUAUUCUCGUCCGGCCGUCUGCGAUCCUGAUAAACCUCCUCAACCUUCGUGUCCUCCUCAAGCACAACCGCGUACUUGUCUUUGAUGCAUACGGUACCACCGACUCGAAAUCGCAGUCUGUCUUCAUGUACGAUCUUGAUCUCAAACUCCGCCAGAAAGAAUCCACCGUCAACGGCACCCUCGCGUACGAAUUUCGAGCACUUGAAGCUGUCCUCAUAAGCGUAACACUGAGUCUGGAGAAGGAGUUCGAAGGUGUCAGUGAGCCAGUGGUGAGAGUUCUGAGGGAGCUCGAGGAAGACAUCGAUAGGGACAAGCUACGGUACCUGCUCAUCUACAGUAAGAAGCUGGGUAGUUUCGAACAAAAGGCACGACUAGUCAGGAAUGCGCUCGAAGAAUUGCUGGAAGCGGACGAUGAUCUCAGCGCCAUGUACUUGACUGAGAAGGCUGAGGGCAAGACGCGCGAAGACGACGAUCACACGGAAGUCGAGAUGCUCCUGGAAUCUUAUCACAAGGUCGCCGACGAAAUCGUUCAAGCAGCUGAGAACUUGGUGUCGAGCAUCAGGAACACCGAGGAGAUUGUCAAAGCCAUCCUCGAUGCCAACCGCAACUCCCUCAUGCUUCUCGACCUCAAGUUCUCGAUCCUUACUCUCGCGAUCACAGCCGGGACCUUCGUCGCCGCUCUAUACGGUAUGAACUUAAAGAACUUCAUUGAAGAAUCCGAUCUUGGUUUCUUCGGUAUAAGCGCCUGGUGUUCAGUCUUUGGCUUCUUUGUCGCUGUAUACGGUCUGUCAAGGCUUCGAAAGGUACAACGGGUCAGCAUGUAUGGCCACGGACCUGGUGCGCUCGUUAGCAGGGAGCCAACCAGGCCGACUGUAGCUCCAGGCGGAGGAUGGGGCCUUGGUGCGUGGGGUGGUGGCAGUAGAAACGGUGUCAGUCGAGGAGACAUGGGCAGUACGAUGCCGACCGGAGCACCGGAUCUGGGUGGAAUAACGAAGAGAGGUGACACACUAGCCAGUGUCAUGGAAAGAGAAAGAGCGUUGGCGAGGAAGUUGGCCAAGGUCGAGCAGAGGGCUGACGAUGCUACGAGACGUUGA